Vanessa tameamea is the source of this 1163-nucleotide messenger RNA. Its product is annotated as NAD-dependent protein deacylase-like. Bases 72 to 950 code for a protein of 292 amino acids. Gene Ontology annotation, molecular function: protein-malonyllysine demalonylase activity; histone deacetylase activity, NAD-dependent; protein-succinyllysine desuccinylase activity. Lineage: Eukaryota; Metazoa; Arthropoda; Insecta; Lepidoptera; Nymphalidae. The record is from RefSeq and is a predicted model, not a curated record. Gene Ontology annotation, cellular component: nucleus. The transcript has 4 exons.
CAUUACAUAAAAAUAUUUACAUUCUCUAAAUCACAUAUGAUAGCUUUGUUUAUAAUAUUGAAUCAAUUAUUAUGUGCAUAAUCUUAGUCAGGGUCAUACGUAGUGUAGUUAGACAUCCAAUCCAUUUCCAAACUAUGUCAACUCGUCAAUCUAGUGAUAUCGUAAAGUUUAAGGAAUCAUUAAAAGCCGCAAAAGAAAUCGUAAUUUUAUCAGGCGCCGGGAUAAGUGCUGAAUCAGGAAUACCAACGUUCAGAGGAGCAGGAGGAUAUUGGAGAAAAUAUCAGGCAUCUUCUUUAGCAACGCCAGAGGCAUUCCGAAGUAGUCCUAGUCUGGUUUGGGAAUUUUAUCACUACAGGCGAGAAGUAGCUGCACAAGCACAACCGAACGCAGGACACAUAGCUAUAGCUAAAUUUGAAAUGAAAUAUGGUGUUGAAAAAAAAGUAACAGUUAUAACUCAGAAUGUUGAUGGUCUCCAUGAAAGAGCUGGUACAAAAAAUCUAAUUGAACUUCAUGGUAACUUAUUCAAGACUCGUUGCACUAAAUGCAAAGAAGUUUUAGCAAACACAGACAUUCCAAUUUGUGAGGCUUUAGCCAAUCGGGGUGCACCAGAUGCCAAUAUAGUUGGAUCAGAUAUCCCAAUUAAAUCUUUACCACACUGUAAAAAAGAAAAUUGCAGUGGCCUCUUACGACCACAUAUUAUCUGGUUUGGUGAAAGUUUAGAACCUGCUAUCUUGGAGAAAGCUGGAGAAGCCAUGGAAAGCUGUGAUGUAUGUCUUGUAGUAGGAACAUCUUCUGUAGUGUACCCUGCUGCAAUGUUUGCACCCCAAGCAGCUCAGAGGGGAGCUAUUGUUGCCGAAUUUAAUAUUGAACCUACACCAGCUACACCAGAUUUUCAUUAUUACUUUGAAGGGCCAUGUGGAAAAACACUACCUGUAGCUCUAUCAGAUUGAGUGGUAUAGUAUAGGAGUGUAUAGUUGUUAGGUAAUAGUUAUCAUAUUAUUGACAUGUUAUUAGUUUUUUAAUUUCCCAUGUUAAAAAUGUUAGGAAAUAGGUAUAGUUAAAUAAUAACAAAAAAACAACACAUAAAAAAAGAUUUUUAUCACAGCUAUUAGAAUUAGAGUUGUAUGUAUAAAAUUUUAAAAUAAAUUAUUUUUAGACUUUAA